AUGCUUAGAGCGAUAUUUGCUAGGACAAGAGUACCCGUACCCUCUGUUCGUUUCUUCCAUCAGACUAGCAUCAGAUAUUCUGCGUCGGUAUUUAAAAUGCCUGCUAUGUCACCAACCAUGACUGAAGGAGGCAUUGUGUCAUGGAAAGUGAAACCUGGUGAUACUUAUAAUGCCGGUGAUGUGUUGUUGGAAGUUGAGACUGAUAAAGCAAACAUUGACGUCGAGGCAGCUGAUGAUGGUAAAUUGUGGGAGAUCUUGGAGAAUGAUGGUGCUAAAGGAGUACCAGUAGGGAAAGCAAUUGCUUAUAUUGCUGACGUUGAUGACGAUUUGAGCUCAUUGGAGAAACCAAAGGUGGAAGAGAAUAAGGAGGAGGAAAAGAAGAAAGGCGAUGAGGAAAAGAAGAGAGAGGAACCAAAGGAGCAAGAGGAAAAGAAAGAAACCAAAUCACAAAAGAAGGAAAGUUCACCAUCUAAACUGUCCAAAUCGAAAGCAACUGAAUCAGGCUCGUCAGAUAUACUUCAAAAGGCUAAUCCAAACCAGAAAUUUUCGCCAGCUGUUGAAUUGCUCUUGCAUGAAAACAACAUAUCCCAUGAUGAUGCUAUUGCCAAGAUCCAAGCCACUGGACCUAAUGGAAGGAUAUUGAAAGGGGAUGUGUUGGCAUACCUAGGAACAAUACCACUUGAAGCAGUAGUUGAUCUUGCCAAGUACAUCAGAUCAAGAGAACACUUGGACUUGUCCAAUAUACAAGUUGCAAAGCCAACUGCUGAAGAUGCUAAAGAGCAAGAACAGCAACAAAAGCAAUCGGGAACAACUGAUGCUAAACCAAAACCUACAAAUGUACUCUCAGUCGAAUUUUCAGCCCCAUUGGCGGAACAUCUCAACAAGAUUGGGUUUAAACAAGCGUUUGAAAGUGCAAUUGACUCGGCCAUCCAUGACACAUAUGCCCACAGGUUCCCACAAUAUGCCACUUCCCCAUCUCCUUCCAUCUAUGAUCAAUACGAUGUAUUUGAAGAAUUAGUUACUGCACCAGUGACCAAAAGGAGAUUUGAAGUAUACGAUCUCAAAUACGAUUUCCAUGGAGAUGCUGCCGUAGCUAAAUCAAGUAGGAAGUUGAAUCAAACAUUACCCAGAACUGAUUUUGAUGAUUUGAUCGGGUUACCCAAUGACAAAACUCCAGUGGUGGAAGUGGGUGCUACUCCAAGAGCAAACGUUUCCUUUAAAGUUAAGUUUGAUGAACAGUUAUCUGACUCAAGAGAGUUUGUCAAGUAUUUCGAAAAUGCGUUGUUGGAAGAAGCUGAGUUGUAUGAUAUUCCAGCCAAUUUGUUAAGAGUAUCAAAUUAG
This is a messenger RNA of Lodderomyces theae, 1341 nucleotides long. RefSeq names its product Pdx1p (gene PDX1). Gene Ontology annotation, biological process: pyruvate decarboxylation to acetyl-CoA. The transcript has a single exon. The record is from RefSeq and is a predicted model, not a curated record. Gene Ontology annotation, cellular component: pyruvate dehydrogenase complex. NCBI's taxonomy places the organism in Eukaryota, Fungi, Ascomycota, Pichiomycetes, Serinales, Debaryomycetaceae. Gene Ontology annotation, molecular function: dihydrolipoyllysine-residue acetyltransferase activity. Bases 1 to 1341 code for a protein of 446 amino acids.